Molecule: messenger RNA, 6159 nt
Organism: Xyrichtys novacula (pearly razorfish)
Lineage: Eukaryota; Metazoa; Chordata; Actinopteri; Labriformes; Labridae
Source: the annotation of a GenBank genome assembly
AUGGCUGGUCUUGGUCCAGUACCUAGAGUGGAUGGCACGCUGAAAGAGACCUGGCCGCGGGUGCCUGGCUCUAAGAUCAUUGGAACAAUCAAAAUAUACAUGUGUGAAAUUGGUAAGUCUUAUUUGUAAUAGACAAUGCUGUCACUGCUUAAAUUGACUGUCAGAUUUUCUAACAUAAGCAAAAUGAGGGCUGAUUGUUACCUGUCGGCUCCAGCUCUGACGAAAGUGCUUCAGUGGCCUCUCCACCAUUGCUUAUAUCAGUGAUGGACCCUGAUCCAAUCACUGGCAAACAGAGUCAGGCUGGGGUCUGGUUGGCAGCCUCCAGUCUGUGUGCUGCUGUGCUUCGGGGCAGCAACACACUGUUUGGUGACACCAAUACAUGUAUUUAAGCCCUGUUGGAAUCCCCAGUCCGCUCUACAUUAUAAAGAAGCAACAAAUUAAAACUAGAAAAAUUGCAUUUCCUUGCAGAAAACGCAUGGUAAUGCAGAGUGCUGAAAGCUGAAAAAGCAAUAGAAAACUGCUAAUAAAAAAUAAAAGGAGGUUUAAAUGUAAAAUUGGUUAGGUGAAGAAGAAGUGGAAGUUGGAUGAAAGUGAAAACUGUUUAAGUCCAAACAGUAUGAAUGUGCUUCAUAAAUUAAAAUUGCAAUCAUGCUUAAAGAGGCAACAAAAACUGUCUGCAAUUGCAAAAAAAUUGGAUAAGGAAGAAAAUGACCGUAAAACACAGAGAAGUGAGAAGUGGCAUAAGUUUAAGAUUUCAUACGAAAAGAAGUAUGAUAAUAGGUAGUUGUAGUAGUAGUGAUAUUAGUAAUAUUACUAGUAGUUGUAGUGGUAAAUCUGGGAAUCUGUUUGAAGAAUUAAAUAAUGCAUCAAUAAUGAGUGAGUUUAAAAUGGGAAAAAAAUUGAAUAAUUAAAAAUCCUCAAGUAUUAGACAAGGUUGAAGUAUUAGAAAGGUUUGAAUGAGUUUAAAUUUGUCUGAAGAAUUGAAUAAUGUAUUAAUAACAGGAUUACAUUUAAAGUUGGUAAAAUUUAAAUGAAUAAAAAUCCUGAAUACAUUUUUGGAGCCCUGAAUGGUUUCUCUAGGUCAAAGUUUGUGGUAGGAGAUAGGGGCCAAAGUUUUUCAGGUGCUCUGGUGAAGGGUUUAAAUGUAACCCCUAGUGCUCUGUGUAUUGAGCCUGGCUUCAUGUGUCUCAUAUGGCCAUUAGAAGCAGCUUUCCAGUCAGCUGUGUGUCUCCAGGUGCACUGAUUGGUUGCCAUGGCGAAGGAAGAUGUGUCACUGCAGCAGGAGAGAGGAGGCUUAAAGCAGACACACACGCACAUACAUUGUCAGACUGUGUGUGUGUGUGUCUCGUUAAUGAUUGCAUCUAAACAGGUGUCAGACAUCAAAAGCAUUAAUUUACCUACUGUUUGAAUGAGAAGCUGCCUAACUGCAGUGAAUUUAGGGCCUCUGAACUUCUUCACCUCGCUCUGUCAGCUAAAAACUUUUUUGUGAAACUUGCUUAUAUAUGUAAACUCUGAGUGUAUUCUCACUUUGUAGGUCUUUUCUCAUAGACCUCACAAAGCAGCAAGUACAAGAAUGUGUGUGUGUGCGUUAAUUAAUGCAUCUCAACAGGUGUCAGACAUCAAAGGCAUUAACUGACCUACUGUUUGAAUGAGAAGCUGCCUAACUGCAGUGAAUUUAGGGCCUCUGAACUUCUUCACCUCGCUCUGUCAGCUAAAAACUUUUUUUGUGAAACUUGCUUAUAUAUGUAAACUCAGUGAGUGUAUUCUCACUUUGUAGGUCUUUUCUCAUAGACCUCACAAAGCAGCAAGUACAAGAAUGUGUGUGUGUGUGUGUGUGUGUGUGUGUUAAUUAAUGCAUCUUCAACAGGUGUCAGACAUCAAAGGCAUUAACUGACCUACUGUUUGAAUGAGAAGCUGCCUAACUGCAGUGAAUUUAGGGCCUCUGAACUUCUUCACCUCGCUCUGUCAGCUAAAAACUUUUUUUGUGAAACUUGCUUAUAUAUGUAAACUCAGUGAGUGUAUUCUCACUUUGUAGGUCUUUUCUCAUAGACCUCACAAAGCAGCAAGUACAAGAAUGUGUGUGUGUGCGUUAAUUAAUGCAUCUCAACAGGUGUCAGACAUCAAAGGCAUUAACUGACCUACUGUUUGAAUGAGAGGCUGCCUAACUGCAGUGGAUUUAGGGCCUCUGAACUUCUUCACAUAGCGUGAUUUCCUUAAAUCCCAGAAUGAAAAUAAUUUUGUACAAUCCUCAGCCCUUCAUGAACACAAUGAUGUGUUUUUCAUGUCUGUACUCUUAAAAAUGUGGCCACAACAGCGAGUUAAAAAGGUCUGAGCCCGAGUAAUGAUCAGGAUUUUCUGGGAGAGAGAUUAAAUUAGGGUUAAUGGGAGGAAUCUUUGCCUUUUUGGACAGUUGGUCACCUGCUGGCCAAGGGGCACGAUUAAAUGAUUUGAAACCUCUUUUGUGAGAAGCAGGACACAUAUACCUCCAUUUUGAUGUAUUUUUUAUGGCUGUGGAGUGAAAUUUGUGGGUGUGGGAGCGAUAUAUUCGAGCGUGCUUCUGUCGAUCCAAGAGGAGCUCUGCACUCUAGUGAUGACAUCAAACACUCUAGCUUCUUCAAUACACACCCAUUAUAAAGCCUGAAAUUUGCUGAAAACCACGAGUUGCUUAAAGCUAAAUUGUGGGAAAACUGUAAAGAUAUCAAAAAAUUGAAUAAAACAUUAACAGUUGACAAGAUAAUGAACAUUUUAAAGCAAAAAUGAGGUCUCUAGGUGAAAGUAUGCUGAAGUUAUAAGGCUUUGAAGGUGGAAGAAUAAAAGGAGGAAUUGGAAGAUUUCCCCAUUGAUUUCAAUGUUAAAAUGUUGGCACAAAAAGUAAAAAAAAACAAAAAGUAUAAAGGGUAGAAAGGUAAAAAAAAAUACAAGCACACAUGUUCUGAAGGAGUGGAACAGUUUACAAUUAGAAUGGUUGAAAUAGCACAAAGUUUGAAGGAGUUGAAAAGCGGCAAAAAUCGGCGGAAGAAUAAGAAGAACUAGGGCCGCCUCCCCCUCCCGAUCGCGUCACACUCAAGGUCCAAAGAUGGUGUGCGCACUUGUCUGUGGUCAUUUCCCGUUUUAAUGAAUGGGAGGCGCAGUUUCUACCAAAACGCUCGCUACAGACAAACUACAUGUCCUAUUUGAAAAAAGUCUGGACCAUGAGUGAGGGCACAAACACAGCUAGGAUAUAUCCAAAUGGCAAGUUGCUCCUCCUUUCGGUUUUGCUGGGAGAGCGAUGCGUUUGAGCCAUUGAGCAACGGGCAGGAAAAACUUGAUUUUUCUCCUGCCAUGGGGGGGGCGCUCUUCUGGGGAGAAGAAAAUUCCUUCACAAAUGUGUUGAUGGCUGGACAUUGCAUCAUCCUAGAAAACUUGGAGGCCAGUGAGGACAGACAUAAAAAGUUAUAAGACUUUUAAGAAUGUGGAUAUUUGGGUCAUCUUUGGCGCCCCCUAGAACCUCAACCGUGGGGUGCAGUGUCAUGAUUUGUACAACUUUGAAUGGCCAUGGGGUGUAGAUUGGCCUGAGCAAAUUUGGUGCCGGUUGGACUAAACCUUUAGGAGGAGUUAGCCACAUUCCAAUGUGUGCGAAUCGGCAAAAAAUGCGAAAUAGCCCUUUAACCGUACAUUUGACAGAUAUGCCCACGCUGACUUUUUCGUAGACCUUAUUGAGAUACACGUGUGUGUCAAAAUGACAAAGCGUACAGGCGUGACACUCAAUAAUGUGAAUUUUCACCUUAGGGGGCGCUAUGGAGCCAUUUUACAUUUUAUUGUUUGUGCGACUUAACAAUAUCGAAUUGUUCACCAGGCCCGGUCUUCCUGCCAAAUUUCAUGAGUUUUUGCCAGUGGGAAGUGGGUCAUUUUGCCCUUCAAAGGGGAGGAAAAACUAGGGCCCCGUUGGGGCACUGGCGGGCCCUCCCCGCGUUGCGCCGCCCCCAACGCGAUCGCCUCCCCGUCCCAUUCGCGUCCUCUGGCCAUCGCCCUCUCUGGUAACGCCCAUCACUGCAAAGACCCUUUUCCUUCAUCGGCGUUUCCUGUUCUUCCUGCCAGUGCGUGUCGCUUUCACUUACACUUGCCACAGCCAGCCUCGUGAGUGCCUGACCUGGUUUGACCUUUGCUCACCAUGAUUGUGUGACCUUGGUAUCGGCUACUUGGGAAGUUCCACUGUCGUGGCAAAGCUUUGUUUGCGUGCUGUGCUCAACCACCUAUUUUCUAUGGAUGUGUAAGUAAACCACUUUCAUUUCUUACACAAUGACACAGUCAUACUUAUCAUUCACUGUUACUGAUGUGCUCUGUUUGUAUGCAUGCAGGAAACCUGAUGAAUGAAGAAAUCACCAGACUUGCCAACAUCUUAAAGGGGACCUGCCACAAAAAGUGCAUUUUUUCAUUUUUGUGUGUCAGAUAAGGUCCAUAUCAUGUUCGUUCUAUGUUGAAAAUGUGAAAAAAAACCGUUACGUCAUUUGCAUUCUGUAGAGAUUUAAAAUUUAAGGAUGGGUAAACCAGGCCAAUUGAAAAAGCAGGUCGGUGUUACGUUGCACCGACCUUGCUCAUUAUUAUUCAUGAGCGCACCCUCGGUGAGCCGCGCCCACGACGUCCGCGGUCUGCAUGAUAGCGAAGUGCAAAGUGGUAGUGUUAGCAAUGGCUGAACGACAGCGGUAUUGCGCGCUUUGCAAAAGCCGAACCAGGACAUUACACGCGCUGCCCAAAGACCCUGAGUUAAUAGGAAAAUGGCUGGAGAUUAUUUUUGGAUGCAAACCAGAACGCUAUAGCUCCAAGUUAAGCGUAUGUGCCCAGCAUUUCAAGGAGACGGACUUCACCAACUUCGGCCAGUUUCACAGUGGCUUUGCAGACAAGUUGCUGUUGAAGCCUGAAGCCGUGCCAUCACGACUGUCCAUAAGUAAAACACUUUUUUUUUGCAUGAACUAAUAGUAGUUUUAUUUGUCGGGGGCGUACGAAGUCAUAGUCAUCAUCACGCUCCAGACAGAGCCAGACUCAGCUACCACUGUACCCGCUAUGGGUCUCUUCCAAACGACCGGUGUUUCCUUGGGUUCACUGCCGGGAAAAUGAACUUGUAGCUGGGCAGAAUGAAUGAAACACCGCUGGAGCACCGAAACUAGUUCGGAUCGUCACAACAUUUCUGUAGCGCAGAACGCUAUGUGUCUCAAAAAUGCACAUACGGAGGUGUGCUUGGGUAUAUAAACUGUACAGUAAACUGUCAAGCUAGCAUACAUUAUAUUUUUGGGACAGCAAAUAUUCUGAAUCAGAGGGCUAUUUUUUCGGCUUAUCUGAAUAGCCUGAGUGAAAUUAUUAAAGGCACACGCUUUGAAUUCAUCCAAUGGUAAGGAAAAGUUGGAUUAUUUUCGCCCUGUUAAGUACUUUCAACCGCGCUCCCAUCGGGGGUGCAUUCUACGGCGGGGGUGCUUUCUACGGCACAACACCGGCCCACCGGGAAUUGUCCCGGUCCUCCCGAUUAGCCACUCCGAGCCUGGUACAUUAGCACGUUCUUUGAACAGGUUGUUGAAAAUAUAUAUGUUGUUUCACACACUUUGUGUGUUGACUCUCUCUCUCUCUCUCUUUCUGUGUGUUUAUGUCAAUCAGACCACCUCAGGGACAACACUGAGGUUCAAGUAUGCGUCUUGCCAAACAGACCCACCCAGUCUGUGUAACAGGGGUACACAGCUCUCAGUUGGUACAUUGCGCCAUCAUGUGAAAAGUAGAGGUUUGUGAUUUCUUUCAUUUUGCAACCACUCUCUUGUGCCUAGUUUAACUCUUAUGUUCUAACUUCUGUUCUGAAUAUGUGGUGUUGACAAUAAUAAUAUAAAGUAAUAGUGGUAAAAUAAUAUUAUUUUAAUUGUGUAUUAUUUCUAAUAGUGUAUUAUUUUAAUAGUAAUACUGAUAAAAUGCAUUGCAAAUACAGGCACUCAAACUACAGCAGCGAGUGAGACUACAGCUACCACUGAUGAGACUCUGACCUAUACGCCGAUCAGGCCACGGCCAGCUAAAAGGCGUCGGUUAGCUGUGGAGGAGGAAGACGAAGGGGAAGACUCCUCAGUGAUCCCGCCACCACUUGACUCUACAUAUGAGCCUGACCAAACAAUGACAGAUGUAUCAGAGUCCUCAAAGAUUGUGUAA